AUGGCAGAUUUAACCCCUCUUCUCAACCAACCAAACUCUUCUGACGCAGAAACACCACCGACAACAACGAAUAAACACCUUCCUUCACUUGGCUCCACAGUAGAACUCUGCAUAGGGGAAUUCAAUUGGACCCAAUUCCUCCAAGCUGUUCUUGUUUCCUUUGCUUGGCUCUUUGAUGCACAACAAACAUUCGUAAGUGUGUUCACAGAUGCACAACCACAAUGGCACUGCACAGAACAGGGUGGUGAUUCUUGCAACUCAUCCACCACAUUCUGUAACCUUCCAAAAGAUUCAUGGGCAUGGAAUGGACCCACACAAGCCUCAAUCAUAUCAGAAUGGGGCUUGGAGUGUGAGAAUUCCAUCAUCACAGGCCUCCCAGCUUCAUUGUUCUUCAUGGGGUGCUUAGUUGGUGGUGUUGUUUUGGCUACAUUGGCUGAUUCAUCACUUGGUCGUAAAAACAUGCUCUUUUUCUCAUGUCUCUUGAUGUCCCUAGCUUCCUUGCUAGCAACCUUUUCUACAAACAUUUGGAUCUAUUCAUCACUUAAAUUUCUAUGUGGGUUUGGCCGUGCCACCAUUGGAACCUCUGCUCUUGUCCUAGCUUCCGAGCUCGUCGGAAAACGGUGGCGUGGCCAGAUUAGUGUCAUCGGAUUCUUCUGUUUCACUAUAGGGUUCUUGUCACUCCCUGCUAUGGCUUACACAAACAGGGGUUCUUCAUGGAGGAAUCUUUAUUUGUGGACUUCAAUUCCAACCAUUUUGUAUUGUGUAUUAGUCAAGUUGUUAAUUCAAGAGUCCCCAAGAUGGCUUCUAGUGCAAGGAAGGAAAGAAGAAGCUGUGGCAACUCUGAAAUGCAUAACAUCAAUUACUCAAAGUAACCUCAAUUUGGCUAUUGAUAACAUGUCCCACAAGGCGGAAAAUUGGAACGUGGAUUUGUACUCUGCCCUUAAGAUUUUGUUGCAAAAGAAAUGGUCUUCAAGAAGGUUAUUGGCUAUUAUGGCUAUGGGUUUUGGGAUUGGAUUGGUUUAUUAUGGUAUGCCACUAGGCCUUGGAAUCUUGUCCUUUAACCUUUAUUUAAGUGUCACAUUUAAUGCCUUAUCUGAAUUACCAUCCUCUCUGCUUACCUUCGUUCUAAUAGACAAGUUCAAUAGGAGAAGUUCACUCUUGAUAUUCACUAUCCUAAGUGGUGUUUUUAGUGUGCUUUCAGUCAUGGAAGGGAAUAUGCAAAUUGGGUUUGAGUUAAUAUCAUUCUUCAGUGCUUGUACUUCGUUUAAUAUCUACUUAAUUUACACAACAGAGUUGUUCCCAACUUGUGUGAGGAAUUCGGGGUUGUCCAUGGCGAGGCAAGCGGUGGUAUUUGGUGGCACGUUCAGUCCAUUGCUGGUGAGUGCCGGUAGAGGCAAUAAGAUCCUUUGUUACGGGGUUUUUGGGUUGGUGAUAGGUUGUAGUGGAUUGUUUGGAGUUUUCUUGCCAGAAACAAAGGGGGGAAAGCUAUGUGAUACAAUGGAUGAAGAAGAAAACAAAGAGAAAAUAGCAUGUGACAUAUUAUUGGCCUAA
Messenger RNA from Gastrolobium bilobum, 1551 nucleotides. Its product is annotated as organic cation/carnitine transporter 3-like. Gene Ontology annotation, biological process: transmembrane transport. The coding region runs from base 1 to 1551 and encodes 516 amino acids. The transcript has a single exon. Gene Ontology annotation, cellular component: membrane. The record is from RefSeq and is a predicted model, not a curated record. NCBI's taxonomy places the organism in Eukaryota, Viridiplantae, Streptophyta, Magnoliopsida, Fabales, Fabaceae. Gene Ontology annotation, molecular function: transmembrane transporter activity.